AUGAGAAUGAUCCAGCAAUCAAUGAUCCAGCAAUCGUACAUAGACAUGGAGAACAUGAUCGAUCUUCUGGACGAGAAACAAGAGGUCACCGAUGCCGCCGGCGCCCCCUGCAUCGUCGCCAAGCAGGGUCGUGUAGAGUUCAGCGACGUCAGCUUCCACUACGAGGACAGGUACUACAUAUAUGAGUCACUGCGCAGCAUCAUCGGGGUCGUACCGCAGGACACCGUACUCUUCAACGACAACAUCAUGUAUAACAUUCGCUACGGCCGCGUGACUGCGGACGAUCAACAGGUAGAGAAGGCAGCGCGCGCCGCGGAGAUCCACGAUCGCAUCGACAGCUUCCCCGACGGUUACAACACGUUGGUCGGUGAGAGAGGACUGAAGCUGAGUGGAGGAGAGAAGCAGCGAGUCGCCAUCGCCAGAACUAUACUCAAGGCUCCACAGAUCAUCUUACUGGACGAGGUACGCGGCCGGGCACUAUAA
Priapulus caudatus is the source of this 483-nucleotide messenger RNA. RefSeq names its product ATP-binding cassette sub-family B member 6, mitochondrial-like. NCBI's taxonomy places the organism in Eukaryota, Metazoa, Priapulida, Priapulimorpha, Priapulimorphida, Priapulidae. Gene Ontology annotation, biological process: transmembrane transport; heme transport. The transcript is spliced from 6 exons. Bases 1 to 483 code for a protein of 160 amino acids. Gene Ontology annotation, molecular function: ATP hydrolysis activity; ABC-type heme transporter activity; heme binding. The record is from RefSeq and is a predicted model, not a curated record.